AUGGUGACUCAUAGAGGAACUGAAGUGAACUCAAAUCAGAUUAAGGCCAUCAACGAUUUUCAAGCACCUCGGAAUCCAAAAGAGGUGCAGAACCUGACUGGAAUGACUGCUGUUUUGAACCGAUUUAUCUCCAGGUCGGCCGAAAUGUGUCAUCCCUUUUUCCUUCUACUACAUAAGUGGAAAGGAUUUAAAUGGACCGAGGAGUGUGCUGUGGAAUUUCAGCAGUUGAAGGAGUACCUAUCCAGGCCGCCUAUCAUGUCUAGUCCUGAGGUGGAUGAGGUGCUGUUUACCUAUCUAGCAGUUGCCCCUCAUGCAGCCCACACUGUGGUUGUUUUAACUCAACUACCUCUCAAGUCCAUACUUAUAAGUACAGAUUACACUGGAAGAAUUGCUAAGUGGAGCACAAUCCUAGGUGCUUUCGAUAUCAAGUAUAUGCCUCGCACCUCUGUGAAAGGCCAAGUCCUUGCCGAUUUGGUAACCGAGUUCGCCAAGUGCCCAGAAAAAGCUAACAUGAAGCAAAAUGACAUGGAUGAAAAAUCAGUUGGUCUGAUAUCCACACAAGGCGGUUCCUCCUGGAGGGUAUAUGUGGACGGAGCAGCAAACCAUCGGGGGGCAGGAUUGGGGCUAGUUUUGAUAUCCUCUGAAGAGAUCAUCAUUGAGAAAUCCUUGAGGUUGGGAUUCUCGGCUACUAACAACGAAGCAGAAUACGAAGUUUUAUUGAUGGGAAUGAGUAUGGAUCAGAAAAUGGGUAGAAAGAUAGCAGAAUUAUUCUCGGAUUCAAGAUUGGUAGUCGGCCAAGUGAAAGGAGAACUGGAAGCCCGAGAUCUAAGAAUGCAUGGGUAUUUGAGUCAAGUUAGGCGUAUGCAAAUGAAAUUUGAAUCUUUCAUCUUGUCGUACAUCCCCCGAGGUGAAAAUACCCAUGCCGAUUCCCUUGCAACCGUUGCCACUUCUUCAACACGGAAUUUUCCUCGGGUGAUAAUCGUCGAAGAUUUACAUACAUCCACUUCACCAGAAAAGGACGUACGUCAGGUUCAUCAAGUUAAUCUAGCGUCGAGCUGGAUGGAUCCCAUAUUGAAAUUCCUCGAAAGUGACACCUUGCCUGAAGAGAAAAUAGAAGCUGAGAAAAUACGGAGGAAAACUCCUCAGUUUUGGUUAUCCGAGGACAAAAAGUUAUGCAAACGGUCUUUCUCUGGGUAG
Molecule: messenger RNA, 1197 nt
Organism: Quercus lobata
Lineage: Eukaryota; Viridiplantae; Streptophyta; Magnoliopsida; Fagales; Fagaceae
Exons: 2
Coding region: 1-1197 (398 amino acids)
Molecular function (GO): nucleic acid binding; RNA-DNA hybrid ribonuclease activity
Source: RefSeq, a predicted model, not a curated record